Pyrus x bretschneideri (Chinese white pear) is the source of this 861-nucleotide messenger RNA. RefSeq lists its product as uncharacterized. Lineage: Eukaryota; Viridiplantae; Streptophyta; Magnoliopsida; Rosales; Rosaceae. The record is from RefSeq and is a predicted model, not a curated record. The transcript has 3 exons. The coding region runs from base 1 to 861 and encodes 286 amino acids.
AUGACCACAAACAGCAGAGAAGCCCGACGGAGGAAGAUCAUGGAGCGAGGGGCCGACCGCCUUGCCCUAAUCACGGGUCGGAUCCAAACCCUGCCCUCUUCUUCUUCUUGUUCAGCACCGCCACACCCAGCAACUCACAGUGAAGAUACAGACCCGCCAUCCCAGCGGUCGAUUCCCCCUGAUCAGAUUCCCAAAACCCACGUCCUUGAUCAUAUCCCAGUUUUCACUCCUGAGAUUGAGGAAAAGCGGUCAUCAUCAUCAACGGUUCAGAAUGAAUCACCGACGUCCCAGACCAAAACCCCCGUCCCUGAUCAAAUCCCAGUUUUCACUCCUGAGAUUGAGGAAAUACGGUCAUCAUCAUCAACGGUUCAGGAUGAAUCACCACCAUCAACGGUUCAGAAUGAAUUACCACCAUCAUCAUUGUCGUUUGAGAAACCUAGACUUUUCACUGCAAGUAGAAUUAGUAGCGCCAUUGAAGCAUCAGAAAGGACCCGAAUUUACAUUUCAAUGGCGGUUGCACUCCUCGUGGUUUUUGCCCAUUUUGGUUUUCCUUUACUUGGAAGUAAAAUGGUUAAAACCCUUCUGGGUUUUAGGCCUGUGUACCUGGUCUUGGUAACCAAUGUCACACUUGUGCUGGCACGAAUUUUCGACAGCGGUCCACAAAGACUCUCCAGAGUGCUUGCCGGAUUCGGUGAUUGUCAAAAUCUUAGUGGCACCGAGUAUGAGUGGGCUGAGCGGUUAGGCAUGGCUUUGGGGAUAGGCUUGAAGGGGAAGAAGGUACUUGAUGCUCUGUUUAUGGAUUGUGCUGUGUAUGCAAUAAUUGUUGUAUGUGGCCUCUCUUUUGCACAGCAUUUCAGCUAG